UGAUCUUUUUUGUUUGUUUCAAUGAGUUAAUAGAGGGCUAUAUGAUUCUUGUUCAGUUGUUCUUUGAUUGUAAUUGAUUGAUUUGUAUGAUGGUUUGUUGGGGGAGGGGUUUUUAAUAUUAAAAUUGUCUCUUUUUAAUGAUGGGGGGAGGGGGGAUUUGUUUCAUUUACUAAUUGCACUUUAUACUUUGUUCCCGUGUUGUGUUCUAAUCAUUACUUUGCCUAAAGAAUAAUUUUAAUGAUUUUGUUUCUUCCAUGUUUAUUGCUCUGAGCUCUACUUUGUUUGCAUUUAUGAGUCGUCUAGAAACUUUAAUUUUUGGCUUUAUUUGAUACUCAUAUGACUGUUGUAAGGGGAAUUCCUUUGCUGCUUUAAUCUUUUGUUUUCUAAUAAAAUUUUACAUAUUUAAGCUUUAUUUCAUUGACCAAGAAGAUGUUUGUUUUCCUUUUCUACCAUUCAAAGAUGUUUUACAGUAAGGGUUUUUUAUGGAAAAGAAAAAUUCUUAGUAUUUUUCUUUUUUUGUAGAGUACAUGCUUUCUAUGAUUGGUUUAGGCUGAGCAUCCAAUUUAGAUGCUGCAUAUUUGGAAAGCUGCUAUUUAAGUUUCUUUGCCUUUUCAGAUUUUAGUUUGUUUUGUUUCCUUUCAGUCUUUUGGCAUAUGCUCUUUUGCAUGUUUAUUGAAUAUUAAUAUGGAAUUUCCAGGACGCAGGGGGUUUUCAGAUUGAGUGUUUGGAGUUUUACUGUAGUUGUUGCUGUGGCAGCUGUAUACGAUAUAUAUGACUGCAGAUGCAUUUUUGCAUCCCGUGGAAUGCUAUUGAUUUAAGGGUGUUUAUUUCAGCUGCAUGAAGAAAUGUCAAUGAACAUGGAAUGUAAGCCUGCUACACCAAGUGUUAUUGCAAAAUUAAUGGGCCUUGAUGAACUUCCAACUCAGCAACCUGUCAAGAAGCAGAAACGACAAAGAGUGCUUUCAGAGAAUUAUCUUCGUAAAGUUGCUUCUAUAGGUGUUUGGGAGAAGCGGUCGUUUGAUGAAUGCCAUUCGUAUAGGUUCAGCUUUGAAGAGCAAAAGGAGUUCAAGGAUGUAUAUGAAGUAAUAGAGUCAUUAGAGAGAGACAAGGAAAGUGAUUUGUUUGCUGAAAAGGGAAGAGCUGAUUUAAGAUCGUCAGAGGAAAAAAUUCCUAUUUUAAGUGGAAGUCAUGCAGAUGCAGAUUGUGUUCCAGUGGGUGUCAAGCUUCAACAUUUGAAAGAAGUUCAUUCUGGACAGUAUGGGCCAGGAUUUGUGGAUUCUAGAAUGGAUUAUUUUGAAAAUCAUUUUCAGAAUCCAGAUUAUUUGACCACCAAGCCUUUCUAUGAUCAGGAAGGUGUCUCUUCUCACUUGCUUUCAGGGCAUGUAAGAAUCUUAGAGCCAGCAUAUUCUUUGGACUCUGAAAAUACUGAUAUAUACAGGGAAGUCCGGAAUAGAACUGAUCAAGGAAAUGCUAAAUUGCGUCAGCAACUUGAGAAUCAUCUUGUAAAAGAUUUCCAAAGGAAAUAUGGACCUGAUAGUAUGUUUCCUGGAUGUCGUCUGGAAUCAAACAACGAAAAACAUCCUUCCUUUAGAAAAGUUGUUGUUUUGAAACCAAAGCCUGGAAAGGUAGAGGAUGCUUCUAAUUGUCUCUCUUCUCCUAGUUCUAGUGAAGGUUCUUAUUCAGGCAAUAGGAAAGACAAAGGUUUCCUCAGUCAUGGAAAAGGAAAUUCACAUACUCAAGUUAAAGAGAGGAAGAAUUUGUCCAAUGAUGUGAAAUCCACAGGGCAUAGAUCUAUCCCUUCCUGUGGAUCUGAAAAGGAAAUCACCAGAAAAACAAGGCAUAAGACAAGUGACAUUCCUUUGCAGCCAACAAGGUCAGGAUUCAGUGGUGUUCACAGUCUUGCAAAAGAGCCAGAGUUAAUGAUGGUUUCUUCCCCAAAUUACUCUGAUUUGAACAACUGGUAUAAGCCCUCAUGCAACUACUUAGAUGGAUCAUAUGUGGCUCAGGAAGCAAAGAAGCAAAUCUCAGAAAGAUGGAGGAUGAAUAAAGAGUUUCGGGAGAAUGGACUUACUUUUGGGGGUAGGGGCAGAAGCAGAACUCUUGGUGAAAUGCUUGCAUUGCCUGACUAUGAUAAAUAUGCGAACUUUCGUACUCCGUUAGGCAUUCGCAGUAGAGAUGGUUGGAAAAAAAUGGGUGUUGGAGACUUAAUAAAGUCCAGAUCUCCGGCAUAUUUUACAUCUGUUGGAAGUCCUAAAACCAGGACCAGUCACAAAGCUUUCCAUGAUGAUUUGUGUAUGACCAUGAGGCCAAUGUUUUCUCUUAAUUGGUCAAGACUGAAGUCAAGUAAGCAGGGUUCCAGUGGGAAAGAUGAUCUGGAACGAAGAAACUCAGGAUCCAACUGCAAGAAGUCUCAAUCUAGUCCAUACCUAAAGUCAGAAAAGAAUCACUUGCUUGAAGACAAAUAUGUUAUCCAUUAUAUGUUCAAGAACAAACUUGAGAAGCAGGAUCGUGCUGAACAACAUUCUAUAGUUCGUAAGUCAUUAAAACACGAUGUUGAUUGCUCUGAUUCUGAAAAUGAAAUUACCCCAAUUGAUCAAUGUAAUGACAUCAAGGAUGGAAAUAUGUCUCCAGAAGGUUCUGUGGUACCUGAGUCACCAAUGUGUACUGUUGCGUCCCCAAGCAUGGCAUCUGAUAUGGUGGUUGCUAUAGAAAAUGUGUCUGUCAGCAAGUGUACUGAGAAUCAUAAACAGCCACAGUUUGAACCAAUAGGCUGCACCAUGUCAGAGAAAGAUUAUGAUUCUUCUUUUAUCCCUGACGCUUCAAGUAAACAGGAAGAUAUGUUAAUGGAAAUAUCUGAAGAGUGUGGGACAGACCCUGACUCUCUUGUGAACUUGGAGAGAGCUUAUCAGCCCAGUCCAGUUUCAGUUUUGGAAGCACCAUUUGGAGAAGAGGUUUUAUCCAACUCUGAAUGCUUUCACAGUGUCAGUGCUAGCUUACAUGAUGUGAGGCGACAACUUGAAUUUCUAAAAUCAGAGUCAUAUGAAGGAUACUCAGAAGGACCUGGAAUGGUUGUGUCAAGUGAUGAUGAUGAUGAUGAUGCAGGAGAAGAGUCCCUGAAGGACUGUGAAGUCAAUGAAGAUUCAACAAAGUUGUUUGGAGUUGAAGAGAGUAGGGAUUUCUCCUAUAUGGUUGAUGUCUUGACAGAGGCAGAUUUCCAUAGUAGAAACCAGAAUAUAGGCUUUGACGGACGGCACUCUCCAGAAAUCCCUAUAAGCCCUUCAAUUUUUGAUGCAUUAGAGAAGAAGUAUGAUGAACAAAUAGCUUGGAAGAGGUCAGCAAGGAGGCUACUGUUUGACCGCAUAAAUUCAGGUUUGAUGGAAAUUCUCCAGCCAUGCUUCGGAGAACCCAUAUGGGCAAAACCUGUCGCAAGAAGGCUUAGCUUUAGGCAGAACUUGAAGGAGAUUAAGGAAGAGCUGUAUAUGUUGUUGGUUAGCCAGGAAAAGGAAGCAAGAAAGGACUCAUCUGAGAAAGUAUUGGGAAAGGAUGAUGGAUGGUUAUUCUUAGGAUAUGAUAUUGAGGUAAUUGGUAGAGAAAUAGAGAAUUCAUUGAUAGAUGAGCUGGCAGCAGAGAUUGUUAGCCUAGAGAGUUUUUGAAAGAUAGUUUUCCCCACAUUUUUUUUCCUCCUGGUUUUGGCAGAUAUUUACAUGCAUCAUCAAAACCACAAGUGAGAGAUUUUUUUUUUUUUUGAUUAUUGGGCAUUUGUAUUUUGCAUUGGCAUGUCAGUGAGAAAGAGAGAGAGGUGUAUAUAGGAAAAUUUUUUAUUUAGUGAGGUUUGAAUUCCAUCGGUCAUGUUAGUGUAUUGAAAUUCAAAAAUACAUUACAUGGUUGGUUCAUUCUUGGCAUUGGUGUGGAAGUCAAGAUGAGUGGAUACAUAUGUUGAGGUGAUGGCAGAUAGUAUUAGCAUUGCCAUGCCUGUUGUUGUAUACCUGUAAUGCCAGUUUCUGAAAGGAGACCACGUUUGUUCCAAAAAAAAAAAAA
Messenger RNA from Theobroma cacao (cacao), 4038 nucleotides. The record is from RefSeq and is a predicted model, not a curated record. Lineage: Eukaryota; Viridiplantae; Streptophyta; Magnoliopsida; Malvales; Malvaceae.